AUGUUCAAAACCUCGCGGUUUUGCCAGGAGAUUCACCUUCCUGCAUCGCAUUCGCUAACACCAAUAAGAGAUUACGAGAAUGAUUAUUUCCAUAAGGAUGAUAAUAAAAUGCCUAUAAUUGAGCGAUUUCCAUAUGGGAAGCCUAAAAACUACCGAGAUAGUGUGGAAACAUCCGCAAAGCUGCACAAGAGACCUGCAAGUUUAGUGCUAGAUGAAAAGGCGGAUCCGCCAACUAAGAAGCAAUUCUCCCCAUUGAACUUGAGAAAAUUCACGGAUGUGGUCGCGUUGGAUACCGAUGUGGAAAGCUCAAACCAGGCGAGUUUGACAGAAUUCCUACAGGUGGUUCGGGCCCUUUUUGAAUCAGAAGUGAGAUAUGCUAACCUGAUGGAACUAUCCAAUCUUGUGUAUCGAAGGGCAUUGCACGACAAUAGGGCUUUCAGAAACAAACUUAUACGGAACGACUCCAAUGAAGAGCUGCUUUUAUUUGGGAACAUUGCAACAAUCUCUUCUAUAAGUAGACUAUUCAUCUCCGGUCUGGAGACAAUUCUGGCGUGUGAUCAGGCGCCUGCAGUAGUUGGCGAUGAAUACUGGGAUGAGCUGCUGGGGAAUGAAGCGAUACAAGACAGGUUGAUGAAGAAGCUCGACAUUGGUAGGGUCUUUAAUCUGCAUUUUUUGCGAAUUAAGACUACAUAUUUGACCUAUUCAGUAACGCACAGAAAGCAGAAAGAGCUCCUUGGGCUCUUGCGAGAAGGAAAUCCUCAGCUUUUCAAAAAAUGGCAUGAUGGGUGCUUGAAAGCGGCUCAGAUGAACAAACUGGAGCUCAUUUUCGAAAGUCCAAUCAUAAGGCUCAAAGAAUGGGUUAAUGUGCUGAGCCGCAUGUAUCCGUUAUCACUUAGGAUCUUGAGGGAGGAAUUCAGUGGCAACAUCUUAAAGGCAUUGGAACAGUUUCAGUCCUUUGAGAAAGAUGUUGCCGCCGAGACGAAGGAAUUCAAUAACAAUGCCAUGUAUGACUUCAGUUUAACGCCCGUUGAAAUAAUUCAGAGUUAUGGAUCCGAACAAGAGACCGUGAAGGCGCCCACUGCGAUCCAACCGACCCAGCGUGCAUCUCAGCGCAGUCCAGAUAAGGAUCUCCUGCAUCUCGUGAGCACAAAGAGGGACAGUAAGGGUACAAACGGGAGGGCCUCGUCCAUCUUUUCAAGGUCUUCCAGCCGCUAUUCCAGCGACUCAACAAGUCUAACCGCCGCAGAAGUUAACACUUUUCAAGAAAGCCAGGAGACCGAAUGGCAUCCCGAUGACAAGGAUUCUCUCACCUUGAUGGACCACAUAACAAAAUUAAAGAAGAUUCAUCGGGGCUUGAUAGCACUAAAAAGCGUUAUAGCCAAGGAAGAUAUGCUUUCGCUUCUAGACAUCAACCUGAAACAUGCCAAAGCGUGGGAAGCAGUAAUUCAGUGUGAUCCCGAUGUCGCCAUCUAUGAUGGCCUCCAUGAUGGUUAUGAGAGUUCAAUGUAUAGCGCCUACGUCGAGAAACUGCAAAGACAGAGAGAAGAAGCUACCUUGAUGAAAGUUGAGGAGAUGGAAGUCUCAGUUAGGGCACCACUUUCGAUGUUGAUCCAGCUUUGCGAGCGCGUACGGUCUCGCCUAAGAGACCUCAAUGCAUUGAAGAAGGACUACAUCGCAUACCUCCGGGAAAGAGGCUCUUCUACUCAUGACAUCAAAAAGGAUAUCUUGGGUAAGCACUUCCAAAGUAUGCAACAGGAAAUGCUUCGUGAGCUUCCGGAGUUUAUCAAGCUAGUCCACAAGGUCUUUGAGAUGAUAGUCUUGAGCUAUCACAGGAAAAUGCUGCGAUACCUGGAGAUUGCCGCAGGCGGAGAUACAUCCCUAAUACAAGACCUGGAGAGUCUUGGAAAGCUGAAGAAGGAUGUCGGGAAGCACUUCGACAUACUCGAGACUUUUUCUGCUUCCCGAUAUUACAGUAAGAGAAUGGUCAGAGAUGAAUGGAAAUUUCGACAAGAACCCACCGCCAGUAGAGUUCUUCGCAGAUUAUUUGAGCUUUGA
Torulaspora globosa is the source of this 2055-nucleotide messenger RNA. RefSeq names its product Fus2p (gene FUS2). The record is from RefSeq and is a predicted model, not a curated record. Bases 1 to 2055 code for a protein of 684 amino acids. The transcript has a single exon. Gene Ontology annotation, molecular function: guanyl-nucleotide exchange factor activity. NCBI's taxonomy places the organism in Eukaryota, Fungi, Ascomycota, Saccharomycetes, Saccharomycetales, Saccharomycetaceae.